ACGGUGAUGCGCCAUGAAGCCCAUCACGUUCGAGAACUUGCGCCGCCUCGUCGGUGGCGGCCGCAAGAGCAAGAAGGACCGCGCCGAGUCGUCUUUCAAGCGCAGCGAUUCCUUCAAGCGCAUUUCCAUCAAGAGGAAUUACCUGGAACGCGGAGGAGGGAAGGCCAAACAAGCUGCCAAGGCGGCGGCCGCCGCCGCCACGGCGUCUGCCGUAGGGGGCGGUGCGGAAUCUGCCGCGCAACCGGAACCGGCCUCGCUGGCGGCGGAGACCACCAGCAAGUUGGUGACGAUAGCCGACGAGGAACCGGACUCAAUGGUGAUCGGCUACAAUCAGUGGAUUCGUGGUAUGCGCGACGGCGGUGCGUCAACGGCUGAAGGCAGCGGAAAGUUGCGGAUCUCGGUAGAACCGGCGCCAUCCACGGCUGCCUCCCGACGUCCGCCGACGCCACCCCCGCGUCUCACGAAAGAUUCUGGCUCGGUGGAGAUCUUACGUUUCGAGCGUUCUCCCGUGUACUCGCGGAGGCAACCGCGCUGUUUCCGAGGUGACGAUUUGGGACCUAGUGCGAGUGCUAGUGUGGGCAGCAGUCGGCCGGACUCUGCGCUUAGCGUCAGCCUCGGACGGGUAUGGAUGGACGCGCCCCUCGCAAUGGCUCCGCGCAGCCUCGAGUUACCGCGUCCGUCGCCGACAUCGUCGUCUGGUGGCGCCUUGGAUGGUGGUGCUGGCAAAAGAGCACAUCAUUCCCUCGACUCGGCGCUAAAGGAUCACCAUCGUUUUCAACCACGCACCAUUUCACCCGCCGUGUCUUCUAGUAAGGAUUCUGGUUUCUCAUUUUCCAAUCCGAGACUCAGUGACGCUCCACUACCUUCUCCGCCACCGUUUAGUCCCCCAUCCAGUGGCGGAGGCUUCUUCCGCAAGAAGAAGCCUGCUGUUGCGAAACCGAAACCUAGUGUGAGUCGCGAUGGCUACUUCAAGAGGACCAGUGGUGCUAGCUGUUCUGUGAGACGUAACAGCAGCCGCAAGAGGAAAAGCGGUGGUGGAGGACAGCGCCGUAAGGGACAGCAGUCGAAUACAGCGCGAUCUGACAUGUAUCAGGUAGUUAUUAGCCGACCCCCUCGCUCACUGGCGGCGCUCAAGCUCGAUCCCAUGAUCUUCGUACCGCCAGAGAGACGAAGCGCUCGCCGUAACAACCACAAACCAGUGAAAUACGAAGUGCGGGAAAUUCGCGACUACUGUGCGCCGCAUGACUCCACUCAUUAUCCCCUGACGCUCGGUGGACUGGAUGACGACGACGAUGACGAUGACGGACUGUACGAAAGUAUUCUGGGAGACUAUCAUGGUAAACAGUGUGACAGUGGAGAACGGCAGUACCCUCCACUGCCUCCAACCCGUGCAGCGACAGAUGGAGACUCCAAUGCGCGGUUAGGCGACGAACCAGCACAGAUGCCAUCCCCUGCACCGGGUCCAGUGAGGAGCAGUAGUUCUGGGGACAAAACUUCGCGUUCCUUGGGAGAAGGGGAUAAAUCGCGGCCAAUUUUACGACAUAGCAAAAGCCAUGAUGUGGGAGAAAUAAGUGCACGACCGAUCAAGAAAGGCGAACGCUCACGCAGUGUUGUUUCUCUUUUGUCUACAGAACAAUUAGAAAGACAACCCGCGAAUUACUUACCGGAACUUCCUGUGGCAGCUACGUGCAUUACCCUAACUGGCGACGCUGCAUCAGAGUCCGAUGAUGAACCACCUACGCCCCCCGUGCGAGUGACAAGUGUGAAACAGAUUCAGUGUGUUACGGUAGUGGAAAAUAGCGAGUCAGAAGAAACAUCGGAAGAAGAGACGUAUGUCCCAUUGGGCGUGUCUCCCGUGCCCCGGCGACGACCAGUGCGGAGGAAGAAGUCACAGCAGCUGCGUGGCAGGAACGCCAACGUCAAGUACUUGGCGAAGCCGGGCGUGCACCGUGCGGCCUCGACUCUUCGGCGUAGCCGCCGGGGACACGCAACCAAGAAGACGGGUGACAUCACUCAGAAGGGCUAUGAAAAGAAGCGGACGCGACUGCUUGCUCCCUAUGUCCCCAAACAGUCUCAGGCUCCAUCGUCCGGCCGGCAGCAGCCCCGCCAGCGCCGAACGCAGCGGCGUGUCACGCACAACGAGAAGAGAUACCACUCAGAGGUGCGGCAGGAGGCAGUCCAGCAGGCGCUGGCGGCGAUGCAGGGCCGGCCCAAGCCAUCACUGCCGAUGCCAUCCAAGCGAACCUCCGUCAUGGCCAAAAGCCCAGACCGGGACCGCGACCGGCAUGACUCUGCAUCAAGCUCUGAUGAAGACAGUGUGGUAAAUGAAGGUGGUGGCGACGUGCAGAGCACACCAGAGCGAGAGCGCGCAGUCGUGCCACGAUCCCAUCAGCAUGGGCACCAGCACCCGCAGGGGCAGCCACAACUGCAGUCGGACACCAGCAGCACAGGUUCUGCCCGCGAGACGCCGCCACAGCAGCGGGAACGCUCGCAACAGCCUCGUCACACCCGCCUUCCUAAUGGUGGCCCUGGGCUCACAGUUUGGGAUGAGCGUGAUGUCGCUGACAUCACUGAUGUCAUGCACAACAUGCGGCCCUAUUCCCAGCCACCUGAUGUUACCCACAACACAGCACAGUCUCGUCGUCUAACAGCUGCUGACAGAGUCAAUCGGUAUAACCAGUCGAGGCAGUCUUCAACAUCAGAUGACAAUAUGGGUACUGGGAGAUGGAAAGUGUCUGCAAAGAUCCAGCAACUCCUCAAUACACUCAAGAGGCCAAAGCGUCGACCUCUUCCAGAGUUCUAUGAAGAUGAUGAUAUAGAACUAGAAAUUGCAGCAAAUCCUAAAGAUCCAAAUGCGCCCAAACCAGAAGGCAGUUCGAUGACUUCUGCAAUUGGAGAGCAACUUGUGGUACCAUCUGGAUUACCAAGAAAUCUGGAGGCUGCCAUUCAAAGGUAUGGCUCUGCAUCAUACAAAGCUCCUGUAGCAACAGUUCUAGACCCCAAUGGAAAGCUGACCAUCACUCUGACUUAUGGAAAGCUUCUCAGUAGAUCACAGAAAAUUGCUUACACUUUGCUUAACAAGGCCUUUAGCAAAGGCGGCGAUACUUGUCUGAAGCCUGGUGACAGAAUUGCCCUUGUUUACCCAAAUAAUGAUCCUAUAAAUUUCAUUUGUGCCUUUUAUGGGUGCUUGCAAGCUGGAAUUGUGCCAGUUCCAAUUGAAGUUCCUCUGACAAGACGGGAUGCGGGAUCGCAACAGAUAGGAUUCCUGCUAGGCAGCUGUGGCAUUCAGGUUGCAUUGACGUCCGAAGCAUGCCUAAAAGGUCUGCCAAAAACUGCCACUGGUGAAGUAGUGGCAUUUAAAGGUUGGCCCAAACUGCAGUGGUUUGUUACUGAACACUUAGCAAAGACACCAAAAGACUGGCUUCCCCCUCCAAGACUGACAGAUGACACGCCUGCAUAUAUAGAGUACACAACAGACAAAGAUGGUUCAGUCAUGGGUGUCACCGUUACCCGAACAGCUAUGCUGGCUCACUGCCGUACACUCACAAUGGCCUGCAGUUACACUGAAGGUGAAAACAUGGUGUGUGUCCUCGACUUCAAACGAGAAGUUGGACUGUGGCACAGUGUUCUCACAAGUGUUCUCAAUGGCAUGCAUGUGAUUUUUAUACCAUAUGCACUCAUGAAAGUUAACCCAGCAUCAUGGAUGCAGAUGAUCACCAAAUAUAGAGCAAGUGUUGCAGUUGUAAAAUCUCGGGACCUGCACUGGGGCUUGUUAGCGACGAAAGACCAUAAAGAAGUGAGCUUGUCAUCACUCAGGUUGCUGUUAGUAGCAGAUGGGGCAAACCCAUGGUCGCUCUCCUCGUGUGACCAGUUUCUUGGUGUCUUCCAAGCCAAAGGCCUUCGUCCUGAUGCCAUCUGCCCAUGUGCUAGCUCCAGUGAAUGCCUCACAGUGUCUGUGCGAAGACCUGGCAGAGCUGGAGUAAAUGCUACUGGUAGAGGAGUUUUGUCAAUGUCGGGUCUCAGUUAUGGCGUCGUUCGUGUUGAUCAAGAAAAUUCACUGACCUCUUUGACGUUGCAAGACUGUGGUCAGGUCAUGCCUGGCAGUGUGAUUGUGGUUGUGAAAAUGGAUGGACCAUCGUACCUGUGUAAGACUGAUGAAGUAGGUGAGAUUUGUGUGAAUUCAAGUGCAACUGGCAGCCAGUACUGGGGACUGCAAGGUCUGACGAACAGCACGUUCAGAGUGCAGCCUCUCCACAGUGACAGCAAGCCGAUUGGGGAAGCCGAAUAUGUUCGGAGUGGCCUUCUUGGAUUUCUUGGGCCUGGUGGUCUUGUGUUUGUCUGUGGUUCUCGAGAUGGCUUGAUGACAGUGACAGGAAGAAAACAUAAUGCAGAUGAUAUUAUUGCAACAGUGCUGGCUGUAGAACCAAUGAAAUUUAUUUACCGUGGUCGUAUCGCUGUCUUCAGUAUCAGAGUGUUACGGGAUGAACGAAUAUGUGUGAUAGCAGAACAACGACCUGACUGCAGUGAAGAGGAGAGUUUCCAAUGGAUGUCACGGGUUCUCCAGGCAGUUGACUCAAUUCAUCAAGUUGGCAUCUAUUGUCUGGCUCUUGUGCCACCAAACUACUUACCUAAGACACCUCUUGGUGGAAUUCAUCUCUCAGAAACAAAGCGUCGGUUCUUAGAGGGAACUCUUCAUCCAGCUAAUGUGCUACUUUGCCCGCACACUUGUGUCACAAAUCUGCCCAAACCUCGUGAGAUACAUUCAGACGUUGGGCCUGCCUCUGUCAUGGUAGGCAACAUAGUGCAAGGCAAUCGGCUUGCAUCUGCCCAAGGAAGAGACAUGGGAAUUGUGGAUGAGGAAUCUGACUCAGCAAGGAAGUACCAAUUCAUAUCAGAAAUUCUGAAGUGGAGGGCACAGAGCACAGCUGACCAUGUUAUAUUUACAUUGCUCAAUAGUAAAGGAACUGUAGCAGUCACACUUUCCUGCUCACAACUACAUAAGAAAGCUGAAAGGGUUGGCAACCUUUUACUCGAGAAAGGAAAGAUCAAUACAGGCGAUCAUGUGGCACUCAUCUUCCCACCUGGAAUUGAUCUCAUUUGUGCAUUCUAUGGUUGCCUUUAUGUUGGUGCUGUGCCAGUAACAAUAAGACCACCACAUCCUCAAAAUUUGCAGACUACACUUCCUACUGUGAGAAUGAUUGUUGACGUCAGCAAAUCUGUUCUUGUUUUAUCCAAUCAGAAUGUAAUAAAGCUUCUAAAAUCCAAGGAAGCAAGUAAUGUGGUGGAUAUAAAGUCUUGGCCUAUCACACUUGACACAGAUGACAUGCCAAAGAAGAAGCUGCCUACAAUGUAUCGGGCACCAACUGCAGAAAUGCUGGCUUACCUAGAUUUCAGUGUUUCAACAACGGGCAUGCUAGCUGGCAUUAAGAUGUCUCAUGCUGCAGUGACAUCACUUUGUAGAUCAAUGAAGCUAGCCUGUGAACUCUAUCCUUCUCGUCAUAUUGCGUUGUGCCUUGAUCCUUACUGUGGUCUUGGAUUUGCACUGUGGUGCCUAAGCAGUAUUUAUUCUGGACAUCACUCAAUUCUAAUUCCUCCAUCAGAAGUGGAAGUGAAUCCUGCACUUUGGCUCUCUGCUGUCAGUCAAUACAGAGUGCGUGACACUUUUUGUUCAUAUGGUGUUAUGGAAUUGUGUACCAAGGGCCUGGGUACAUCAGUGAACCAACUAAAGCAGCGUGGUAUCAAUCUUGGAUGUGUGCGGACAUGUGUAGUAGUUGCAGAAGAACGUCCACGUAUUUCACUUACUACCAGUUUUUCUAAACUUUUUUCAGCAUUAGGGCUCAGUCCACGUGCAGUAUCCACUAGUUUUGGAUGUCGUGUGAACGUUGCCAUUUGUUUACAGGGUGCAUCUAGUCCAGAGCCAUCAACAGUUUAUGUUGACCUACGAGCACUAAGAAAUGAUAGGGUCUCUCUAGUAGAGAGAGGGAGUCCUCAUUCCCUGUGCUUGAUGGAAUCGGGUAAACUGUUGCCUGGAGUAAAAGUGAUAAUUGCCAACCCAGAAACAAAGGGUCAGUGUGGUGAUUCCCAUCUUGGAGAGAUUUGGGUGCAGUCCAGCCACAAUGCAAGUGGGUACUUCACAAUUUAUGGAGAUGAGAGCGACUACGCAGACCAUUUCAAUGCUCGUUUGGUGACAGGCACCACAGGGGAGACAUAUGCCCGUACUGGAUAUCUCGGCUUCCUAAGGAGAACAGAGUGCACUGGUCAGCAGCAGACAAGCACAGUGAUCGGAAGCAGUAUCGGAGAACAGACCUCAGCAGUGUUGGGCGCAGGAGGUGAGGGCUGUGACUCCCCUGCUCCUACACAGCCCCUGCUGGAUGCUCCAGAGUUACAUGAUGCUGUGUUUGUGGUUGGUGCACUUGACGAGACUAUUAUGUUAAGAGGAAUGCGGUAUCACCCUAUAGACAUAGAAAAUAGUGUCAUGCGAUGCCAUAAAAAGAUUGCUGAAUGUGCUGUAUUCACAUGGACAAAUUUACUGGUGGUGGUGGUUGAACUGGAUGGGAAUGAAAAUGAAGCUCUCGAUCUUGUUCCUCUCGUUACAAAUACUGUUCUGGAGGAACACCAUCUUGUUGUCGGAGUAGUGGUUGUUGUUGAUCCAGGUGUAGUGCCAAUUAACUCCCGUGGAGAGAAACAGCGCAUGCAUCUUAGAGAUGGCUUCCUUGCUGAUCAACUAGACCCCAUAUAUGUAGCAUACAAUAUGUGAUGAGGUUCAGUGGUCUGUAGACCAUUCCUGUGGAACUGUGAGACUGGCCAUACCUUGAGAAAUUAUUCAGUUGUUGUGUGCGUCACAAUUAGUCUGUGUAUUCAAGAAUACUUGUCAUGACGACAGAUUUGAAGACAUUAGAAGUGUGUGAAAUAUUUUGAUGCCUAGUAUGAAUUUAUAACAGAAACAGUGUGACAUUGUAUGUUGCCACUUUCCGGCAAAGGUGGCAGACAUCGACUAUAUUGUGCC
This is a messenger RNA of Schistocerca americana (American grasshopper), 7006 nucleotides long. RefSeq names its product disco-interacting protein 2 homolog C (gene DIP2). The transcript is spliced from 27 exons. Lineage: Eukaryota; Metazoa; Arthropoda; Insecta; Orthoptera; Acrididae. The record is from RefSeq and is a predicted model, not a curated record. The coding region runs from base 14 to 6757 and encodes 2247 amino acids.